AUGGAGACAUAUUCUAAGGAAACUAUCCGGCAAUUAAAGAUUUUUCUACAACAUUGGUUACAUGAAAGGCGACCUAAUGAUGUUCUUACAAUUGAUUCCGACCGGAUCCUUUUCAGUAAUAAUUUUGGAAUACAGGAAAUUCAUCUAUACGAUUUUAUUGGGAAUUGUGCAACUGUUUUGGAAAAAUGUGUGGAGGAUUUGCGAAAGGAAGGAGUGACAACUAUUCCUGUACCGGAUUAUGUAGGACAGGAUGAUGAACAACGAUUAGAAACAUUAUUACAUUUAACGCAACAACCCUCCUUCCAUAGGCGAAAAACAUUACAUAGAAUAGAGACCUUUUAUUAUUUAGGGGAAGUUCUAACUCUACGAGGAUGGCGGAAGAAAGAUGCCCGGCGAAUAAGAGAGUUAUUCAGCACCAAUAAAGGCGCUAGUGAAUUUAAGAAGACGGCUAAGCGUGUAUACGAAUUGUUCCAGGCGAGAGGAUUGGCUAAUUUGUAUGCAGUAACCUAUAUACGACCACAUCACCUUGACCAGAUGGAGGAAGACGAAUUUUAUGGUCAAUUACUACCGAUUGCUCGCCAGUUGCGUGAAGCCGAAACCCUGAUCUUAAUACAGGGCUCGCAGGAGCUCACCCUUUCUAGGGGGGGCUGA
Messenger RNA from Rhizophagus irregularis DAOM 181602=DAOM 197198, 651 nucleotides. NCBI's taxonomy places the organism in Eukaryota, Fungi, Glomeromycota, Glomeromycetes, Glomerales, Glomeraceae. The record is from RefSeq and is a predicted model, not a curated record.